CUGUUUUGUCACUAGAAAUAGAAAACUUCAACUUAGCCAACCAAACUUUUAAGCCAGGUGAUGAACUUCAGAAGAUGAAAAUGAUUAAAUCUCAUCUCAUGAAAAUCAAUAAACCUUCCCUCAAGACAAUUCAGAGUCCUGAUGGAGAUAUUAUAGAUUGUGUAUUAUCUCAUCAACAACCAGCUUUUGAUCAUCCUCAUUUGAAGGGCCAAAAACCUUUGGAACCACCUGAGAGGCCAAAAGGGCACAACUCGAAUUCCAUGGAAUUCGAAAAUUUCCAACUCUGGAGAUUGUCUGGAGAAACAUGUCCAGAAGGAACAAUUCCAGUACGAAGAACAAAAGAACAAGACAUUCUAAGAGCUAGUUCCAUUCGAAGAUUUGGUCGAAAAAUUAGAAGACCGAUUCGUAGAGACACUACUAAUAAUGGCCAUGAGCAUGCAGUAGGAUAUGUAACUGGAGAGCAGUAUUAUGGUGCAAAAGCAAGUAUAAAUGUGUGGGCACCUAAAGUUACCAACCAAUACGAAUUCAGUUUAUCACAAAUGUGGGUUAUUUCUGGUUCAUUUGGUGAUGAUCUCAACACCAUUGAAGCUGGUUGGCAGGUAAGCCCAGAGCUAUAUGGGGACAAUUACCCACGGUUCUUCACCUACUGGACUAGCGAUGCAUAUCAAGCUACAGGAUGUUACAAUUUGUUGUGUUCAGGAUUUGUUCAGACCAAUAAUAAAAUAGCAAUUGGGGCAGCAAUUUCUCCAACAUCCUCUUAUAAUGGUGGACAAUAUGAUAUCAGCAUCUUGAUUUGGAAGGAUCCGAAGCAUGGACAUUGGUGGCUGGAAUUUGGAUCAGGAGUAUUGGUAGGAUAUUGGCCAUCAUUUUUAUUUACACAUCUUAGGGGUUCAGCAAGUAUGAUACAAUUUGGAGGUGAAAUAGUGAAUAGUAAAGGAGGCAAUGGAUUUCACACAUCCACACAAAUGGGAAGUGGUCAUUUUGCUGGUGAAGGUUUUGGAAAAGCUUCUUACUUUCGGAAUUUACAAGUCGUCGAUUGGGACAAUAGUUUAAUACCAUUGUCUAAUCUCAAAGUCUUGGCUGAUCAUCCUAAUUGUUAUGAUAUUCAAGGUGGGAUUAAUCGUGUUUGGGGUAAUUAUUUUUAUUAUGGAGGACCUGGAAGAAACCAACGUUGUCCUUAAAUUAAACAUAUUUUUUUUUUAAAAAUCUUUUUGGUUCUUUGUUUUGGGUGAUUGGGGUGUACUUUUUAUUCUUUCCAUUGUAUUCUCAAGUCUACCAAGUGGUUCAUUAAAUUAGUUAUACCACCUUUAACUAGGGGAGUCGUGUAAAUUUUGGCAAAGAGAAUAGUGAAUAUAAUAUAGUAUGUUUUUUGCUGUGCUAAUUA
This is a messenger RNA of Nicotiana tabacum (common tobacco), 1384 nucleotides long. RefSeq names its product protein neprosin. Lineage: Eukaryota; Viridiplantae; Streptophyta; Magnoliopsida; Solanales; Solanaceae. The record is from RefSeq and is a predicted model, not a curated record.